This is a messenger RNA of Lycium ferocissimum, 3473 nucleotides long. RefSeq lists its product as uncharacterized. Lineage: Eukaryota; Viridiplantae; Streptophyta; Magnoliopsida; Solanales; Solanaceae. The transcript has 5 exons. The coding region runs from base 457 to 3243 and encodes 928 amino acids. The record is from RefSeq and is a predicted model, not a curated record.
CUUUGUAAGUAACUGCACAGACUCAGUAUAGGUGUCUCUUUCCAAUGUAUGUCUGUGAUCCAAUGCCUUUCAGCUUCUUAACUCACAUGUAUACAGUAUCUUUCUCAACCACCACUCACAAUCCACAUUUAAAUCUCUCUCUUCCUUUUUUUUUUUUUUUUUUUUUUACUUGAAAUUCUAAGUUCUUGAAAACACAUGGACCUUGGAAUCUUUGUUUAUUGAUAAAAGUAAUUGUCAUUGAAAGUCAAGAUUCACAAGCUAUUUUGUAUGUGGGAUCUGAGUUCUUUCUUUAAUCUAAACUAAGAUACGGGUCUAGCUAAUUAUGUAGAUAGCGGUUGAAGGUGAAACUAUCAAGUUUUGAUCAAAAGGGUGAUUUUCCUUUACCACAAGUGGCAACAACUCAGAAUUUAAGUCCCUAACUGGCUUGUUCUAGCUGAAAAUUUUGAUUAAUAGAAUAUGCCUCCAGACAGUCUGAGAUCAGCUGUAUACAGAUCCUUUGUCACCUGUGAUGAUCCCAAUGGUGUCGUGGAAUGUAAGACAGCCAGAAAAUCUAAGACUGACCAUUCAAAAAUGGAAAAAAAAGUUGUAAAAGAAAGAAGAUGCAACCAUUUGAAUGAGUCUUGUUCAUCAGAAGGGAGAGAGAGAGUCUGCAAAGAUGAUGAGUUAUAUUCUUCAUCUUCCUUCCAGCUAAUGGAGGUGUCCAGAGAAGCUCAAAAGCUGAACCAAGUGAUCGACUCAUGGUCUAAGGGUGUGACCUUUGAAAGGCAUUCCAAAGAUAUUGCAAAAGAUUUGUUGAAAGGAGCUCUUGAUUUACAGGAAUCACUAGUGAUGCUAGGAAAGCUGCAAGAAGCUUCACAGCAUAUGGCAAAGUUGAAGAAAAAACUGAAAGAUAAGCCUGUGAAAGAUGGAAUAGCCAUUGAAAGAACCAAGUCUGAAAGGAUUUCAGAUCACAGGUUUAACAGGCUUGAGUUUCAGAAACCAAGAUUUUCUGUUGAUAGGGCUUCCCGGGAUUGUUUUGAUGAGCUUAGGGAAGUGAUACGAGACAGUUUUACUAGACAAAAUCUGUUGCCACCAAGUUGUGCUUCAGACUUUGAUACAAGGAAAGCGGAAUUAUCUCCAGAUCUCCCCUUUACCAGCUUCACUAGCUCAAGUGAGUCGUCCUUCGAAAAGGCUUGUUUUGGUAGAAGAAAAAUGAUUAUAUUAUCGGAUGUCCCAUCCACUAGCUCAAGCCAGUCCUCCAUGCUUCAAUCCCAAGAGGUUACCUCUUUUGAUUAUUCCCCGCCACCAGACGGGCCUAAUUUAAUUGCCAGACUGAUGGGUCUUGAAGAGAUUCCUAGAAACCAAACUACCCAAAAGCACUUCGAGGUUGUCAAGCAGGGAAGACCUAUAUUUGAAUUAGAUUCACCAAAAGCAAAGAAGCCAGCAUUCAUCAGUCAGAAGGUGGAUGCAAAAACAAGAACAUUGGAUGAAAUAAUUGAAACCAUGCAUUUCAAGGGGCUUUUGAGAAGCAAGUCUAAUCACGGAACUCAUCAAUCUAGUGUUUCAGGUUUGUUAAACAAGUUUGUUGAUGAUUCUCCACCCAUUGUGAUCAUGAAGCCUCUGUAUGCUCCAGACUCGCACGGUGAAAGGUUUCCUCCCUGUAACCAUGAAGAAAAUCGAUCAGGCACUAGAAACACAACUGAAAAAUGGGAUGUAAAAGAAAAAAAUUCCCCUGAAAACUCUGAUGAUCAGGAAGGAGCAUUGAAUUUCACCAUAUACAGGAAACUGCAGAAAGGGAAAGAUCAAAAUAAUAGAUUCAGCAAAGAAAAAGGGCGGAAGAAUCAUGGUGAAGCACCUGCAAAAUCAAGGACUCUUGAAGAUCUGAUUCAAAGGAAACAGCCCAAUUCAAAAAUCAUAGCUUCUUCUCCUGGAAAGUAUCCUGUAAAAUCAAAGACUUUUGAUGUUCUGAGUCAAGAAAAACAGCCUAAUACAAAGAUUAGAGCUUCUUCUCCGGGCAAGAAUCGUGGUGAAGCACCUGCAAAUUCAAAGACACUUGAAGUUCUGUUUCAAGAAAAACAUCCUAAUACAAAUGCAAAUACAAAGACUGUUGAAGUUCUGAUUCAGGAAAAACAGCCUAAUACAAGGACUAGAGCUUCUUCUCCUGGAAAGACCCGACAACCAAAGAAAGAAACAAUUGAAAAAAUAGAGGAUGGGAGUCAACGAGUAGCUCCUGCUAUAAGAAACUCUAGAGAAAUGAAAAAUGUCAAAAUCAACGCCAGUGCUAAAUUUCAGGACCAAAGCAAGAUGAGCGCUAUGAAAGUGAAAAUACCAGAGAGAAAGCCAUUGGUUACACAAGCAAAAAGUACUAUAGCAGACCCUAAGCGCAUCACAACCACUGCAUCUCAUAACUCCAGUAAGAGGAAGAAGAAUGUUAAUGCUGACAAGUCCGUCAAGAGUACCCCCAUUGCUACGAUUGACAACACGGAACGCAAGGAUGAAAAUGUAGAGAGGGUGCAGGCAGUAGAGAAAGACACAGAUACACCCAUAAUCAAAUUUACAUCCUCAGAAGAAUUUCAGUUAGAAAAAGUGGCUGAUAUCUUUGAGAAUCUUGUCACCGAUAAUAGUGCCAAUGGUGAAAGUUUCCCUUGUGAAUCUAGCGUUCCAUCAAUCCAGUGUGUCAGUGACAUCAAAUUAGUGGAGCACACUAACUGUAACAUCAAUCUAGACUUCACUGAAAAUGAAAACUUCAACUCCGGAGCCACUACAAGGUAUUUACUGUUGAGCAGUGAAUCGUUCCUCUGUCGGUCCGAGGAGCUUUUUGAAACAGAUGCGUGGGAACCAACUGUAUGGCAGACAACUAGUGUGGAUCAUGACAUCGCUGAUAACACACUCUUACUUGAUUGUGCAAAUGAGUUGUUAGAAAAUAAAAGGUCUCAAUGUGCACUGGCAGUUGAUCCGUUAUCACUGAAGGCCAUUAAGAUGCGAAAAAAUUCUAUAUCGUUUGACAAGUUGGUGAAUGAAAUUUGUGACGGAAUUGAAGUUUUGCGAAGUUACAAUAAGGAUGCUGGCAAGGACCUUUCAGCAGAUGCUCUUUAUUCACUGCUAGAAAGAGAUCUAUGGUGCAAGGGCGUGGUCGGCAGUGCAUGGAAUCUGGGUUGGAGAACUGGAUUAACUAACAAUGAAGUUGAACAAGUGGUGAAUGAUAUUGAGAAGUAUCUUUUAACUGGAUUCAUCGAUGAUCUGUUGACUGACUUCAUGCUAUAGCCUUAGUACAUAUUCAGUUCGGCGAUUUAGGAGCUUGACUUAUAUAAUCUGUAAAUAAGAAUAUUCUUAUUCAGUAGAGGAGUUGAAAAGAAGCUGAGGUUUCAGACUAACAUAGAGUUUAGUAGCUCAAAUUACAUUUUAAUGCUGAGUUGAUCUUGAAUUUGUACAUUUCUUGCUGAUAUAGUUAUAUAAAUGUAGUCAAUGUAGAUAUGUGAUUUGUUUGAUUGCAA